This is a messenger RNA of Magnolia sinica, 2924 nucleotides long. RefSeq lists its product as uncharacterized. Gene Ontology annotation, cellular component: mitochondrial inner membrane. NCBI's taxonomy places the organism in Eukaryota, Viridiplantae, Streptophyta, Magnoliopsida, Magnoliales, Magnoliaceae. Gene Ontology annotation, biological process: transmembrane transport. The record is from RefSeq and is a predicted model, not a curated record. Bases 295 to 2787 code for a protein of 830 amino acids. Gene Ontology annotation, molecular function: calcium ion binding; S-adenosyl-L-methionine transmembrane transporter activity. The transcript is spliced from 8 exons.
UUUUAUAUUUUACGUAUCAAGACAAAGCCAAACCCUCCUCUGGACUCUCCCUCUCCACCUUCAUCCUCAUUCCACACCACGAGCCACAACCACAAUAUUCACUAUUGCUCGUUGAAAGAGGAUUUCUCGCUUCUGAGUCCGUAAAGUUAUGUUAUAUUCGGAUCAUUGCACUAACAGAUCAGAUUUCCUUUAAAAUGCAUCUCUGGUUGCCUGAUCUGUUGUUGUCUCGUAUGAAAAGAACUCCAUAUGAUGAUCUAGAAGGCUAAGCUUGCAAAUAUAGUUGCUUCUUCAGCUAUGGUGUCUGGCCACGAUCCUAUCGAUUCAUUUUACAACACCCUACAUGCCGUGAAAGAUGCACUCACCCCACUCGAAUGUGGAAUCCGACGGGCCGCGGAAGACCUGGAGUCGUGUUGGUUGGGCCGCCCGAGAAAGGAUUUCUUCCUCCAAUUGAAUGAGAAGCGGCAGCAUUGGGAUGGGUUUGACGAUGAGAAGAAGAAGAAUGGGUCAUCCAAGGAGAGGAACUCAGCAAGGGUCCCUUUCAAGACGUUUCUGGGGACGAUUUUCCAUAAUUCGGGGAGCAACGGCCGUGACAGAACGGAUAUUAUGUCAGAGAAGGGACUGAAAGAGAGGAGGGGGGAUAUUCAAGAGGAUGCAUCCUGCGUCAACUGCUUGCAGUUUGUGAUGACUUGGUCUCUGUUGCUGAACAGUAUCAUUCAGGCAUUCCCAAGUCCAUUGAAAACCGUUAAGAAGUGUUUCCAGAAACAGUGUGGCCAAGACAAUGGAUUGCCCAAUUUGCUUGUGCGCUCGCCAUCGUCUAAAGUGACCCAGAGGACAUUGGAUGGUUCAUUUUCAGCGCAGUUUCAAGACAAUGGUGUCACAUUUAAGGAAGGAGAAAUCUUGUCGCUGGAGCUCUUUCUAGGUUUCAUGUUUGAUAAUUUCUUUCAAUAUAUUCACAAGUUUGAUCAGAGUAGCCAAGAUAACAAUAGUAAGAGUUGCGAUGGUACUGAUUCUUCUCCUUCAUCUUCAACCCAAUUCAAUCAUCUGGGAAUGAUUGCGGGCAUCUUGAAUGGAAGGAAAGCAGAUGUUAAUUGUCUUUUGACCAAUCUGAGGUUUGCAAGAGUAGGAGGUGCCCCUCCAAGUCUGGUGGGAGUAACAUCUUCCUCCAAAGACGACGGUGAGAAUUCUGGGUCCCCUGAAAACAGGGAAGAACCAGAGAGCAGUUCGGCUCAGAAGCUUGCUAAUGGGUUGCUAAGCAUUCCGUUAUCGAACGUUGAGCGCUUGUGUUCCUCUCUCUCGACUAUUUCAUUGACGGAAUUGAUUGAGCUUGUCCCUCAGCUGGGACGACCCUCAAAAGACUAUCCUGACAAGAAGAAGCUGUUCUCUGUUCAGGAUUUCUUCAGGUACACGGAGUCUGAGGGUAGGCGGUUUUUUGAGGAGCUGGAUAGAGAUGGUGAUGGCCAGGUAACACUCGAAGACCUUGAAAUUGCAAUGAGAAAGAGAAGAUUACCACGAAGAUAUGCUCGAGAUUUUUUGCGUCGCACCAGAAGUCACAUAUUCUCAAAAUCAUUUGGGUGGAAACAAUUUCUAUCAUUGAUGGAACAGAAGGAACCAACGAUUCUGCGUGCUUAUACCACUCUAUGUUUGAGCAAGUCUGGAACAUUACAAAAAAGUCAAAUCAUGACAUCUCUUGAAAGUGCAGGCCUUCCAGCGAACGAAGAUAGUGCUGUUGCUAUGAUGCGGUUUUUGAAUGCAGACACAGAAGGACCUAUUUCUUAUGGUCAUUUUCGAAAUUUUAUGCUUCUACUUCCUUCUGAGCGGCUUGAAGAUGAUCCUCGGAGUAUUUGGUUCGAAGCGGCUACUGUUGUUGCCGUUCCCCCACCCGUGGAAAUACCUGCUGAAAGUGUUCUAAAAUCUGCUUUGGCAGGAGGCCUUGCUUGCGCGCUGUCUACUUCCCUAAUGCAUCCUGUUGAUACAAUGAAGACUCGAGUACAAGCUUCAACACUCUCAUUUCCAGAACUUGUGUCGAAGCUGCCACAAAUUGGACUUCAGGGUUUAUACAGGGGUUCUAUCCCAGCCAUUCUUGGACAAUUUUCAAGCCAUGGAUUGCGGACUGGAAUCUUUGAAGCAAGCAAGCUUGUAUUAAUAAAUGUUGCCCCAACACUUCCUGAAAUUCAGGUGCAAUCUUUAGCAUCCUUCUGUAGCACGGUCUUGGGAACAGCAGUGCGAAUUCCGUGUGAGGUAUUGAAGCAGCGGUUGCAGGCAGGCAUCUUUGACAAUGUGGGAGAGGCUAUUGUGGGCACUCUCCGCCAAGAUGGUUUCAAAGGCUUCUUUCGUGGGACGGGUGCAACACUUUGUCGGGAGGUUCCGUUCUAUGUAGCUGGCAUGGGGCUGUAUGCCGAAGCCAAAAAGGCUGCUCAGCAACUUCUGAGGCGGGACCUAGAACCUUGGGAGACUAUUGUGGUCGGGGCACUCUCUGGUGGGCUUGCUGCUGUUGUCACAACUCCUUUUGAUGUGAUGAAGACACGAAUGAUGACCGCUCCUCAGGGUUUGCCAGUGUCAAUGUCAAUGGUAGCCUUCUCCAUUCUCCACCAGGAGGGACCGCUUGGGCUAUUCAAGGGAGCAGUUCCCAGGUUUUUCUGGAUUGCACCGCUUGGUGCCAUGAACUUUGCUGGCUAUGAGCUAGCAAGGAAGGCGAUGGAUAAGACUGAGCAUCCAACUGGUGACCAGUUGCCCCGAAAGAGGCUUGCCAGUUCUGGGCGUAAAAGAAGAGGGGCCCCAGGUGUGUGAGCAAGCUGACAUCAUCAUCUAUGUUAUUUACUUCUGGUGGUUGGGUGAGCAGAUGGUCUCCACACACAACAUUAUCUUUCUUCAGUUAUGUACAUAAAAAGUAAAAAAGAAAAAAAAAGAAAAGAAAAGAAAAGAAA